CGUUUUGGCAGAGAGUGCCGGUGGCAGCGGUCGGCGGUGAUGCCGUUUCGCUGGCGGUUCUUCAGAGGAAGAAAGACAGCAAACUAUAUUCAGCAACGAGUGUGACUACGUGACAGUGAGGGCUCUCGUUCCGUGCUUAGUAACGCAGUAACAGUAAGUGACAACGCGGGUGUAGUUGAUGUCGUUACGCAGUGCUUGAAUCGACGAAUUGUGGUAGAGUUGUGUUAGUGAACAAAGGAGGGUUUUUUGUGUACCCAAAUUCUCCUGACUACGACCCCUGUGGGGCCUGAGGUAAACGAAAAAGAAAAUCGAACGCCACGGCGGCUAGCCGCUCGCUCCCCCUAAGAGCCAGAUUUGGCUGCUGUAUAAGAAAGCUACUGCUGCAAAAUCGGCCGUGCGACCUAAACGGCUACCCUGAAUAAAAUAUUGGUCUUGAUUUUUCGUCUUGCGCAGCUUCGUCAUGCCGACCAAGGUUCAGUUUGACAAGUUGGCAUUAGAUUGGAUUGAAGGCGUUUCAGAUAUCAGCGCAGCAGUCACUCUAAACGAGGUCAAACAAACAUAUCGAUUGACAUUUGAUCAUUGUGUCAACGGUACUUGCAAACGACCUUGUGCUGCUAAUCCGCGUUGUUUAUCCGGUCUUAACGGCGCCGGAUUGGCAGCUACACUUGAUAAAACAUUAUCUACAGAGGCCCCAGUAAAAGGAGCGCGUCGGGAUAUUCCGGCAGGACUUCGUAACCUUGGUGCUACCUGCUACGUCAAUAGUCUCUUGCAGGUCUGGUUCCAUGAUCAGGAGUUCCGCAGACUUAUUUUGAAAUGGGAUCGAAAUAUUGAUCCUGGCGAAAGCGAUUCAACCCCUACUGUGCCACAGACUAUUAUUGGACAUCUGCAGCUGGUAUUUGCGCGGCUUCUAAAAUCUCCUAAAGAUACAGUGGACCCCACGGCGUUUGUCGAGUUUUUAGGCCUUGACAUCGACUAUCAGCAGGAUGCGUCGGAGCUCGCCGACUUGCUCUUCACUCGAAUAGUGGAACAGCUUCGUAUGUACCCAGAUCAGUCCUUAGCUAGCGAACUGGAAGAGGUCUUUCGUGGGGAGCUGGUCAACGUCGUUGAGUGCCAACUCUGUAACGGCGCUCGCCGAUCCCGUGAUGUGUUCUUCCGCCUCAAUCUUAAUAUUCAAGGCGUGCGGAGUAUUCAGCAAUGCCUGCGAGCGCUUGGACAGAAAAAGAACAUGGACUGCGAGUUCCGAUGUUACACGUGUUCUGGUACCGGGGGAGCAGCAAGUUACGAAGAACUUGUAGCAUUACCACCCGUGCUAAAUCUUCAGCUUCAGCGAUACAGAUUCGAUAUCAAGACUGGAACCCGUAAAAAGAUAAAGGCUACGGUGAGGUUCCCCCCUAGACUUGACAUGGCAACCUUUGUCAAAGGGAUCCCGGGUCCAUUGAUAUACGAUUUGAAAGCCGUUCUAGUCCAUCUUGGACAAACGGCCACGUCAGGUCAUUACAUCGCCAACGUAAAAGUUACGAUGCCUCAUAGUGAGGACGCCGCAUUGUCAACUACUUCAAGAUGGUUUAGGCUCAAUGACGGAACAGUGUCAGAGUCAAAAGGUCGGGCGGAGUUUGACAAAGAGCUGUCGACGGAUAAUAAUGGAGACGCGUCCGGUGAGUCGAACGGCCAUAAGGGCGAAUCGACUAACGGACAGAAUUCAGAUGGGUCCGAUGGAAGUGGCGACGAUAUUCAAAUAUUCGAAAAAAUGAAUCUGACUAGUACUAACAAUCAGGCGAGGCACACAAUCGCACACAACGAGAAUACUCUAAAUAAUGCCGCAGUCAAACCUGAACCGGUUGAUAGUGACAAAACGAACCGAUCUGCGAUUUUUCCAUCGAACAAAAAUGAUGAAGCCGAAAAGAUCGAAAAAGGAAAAGGCUUAGUGCUAGCAAAAUUAGUGACAAACAAAACCCCUAAGAAGUCGUUCAAUUUCGCAGACAAAAGUGGUAGUGAAGAGAAAAAGUUGAGCGCUGCUGACGAAGAUGAAGUUAAGAAGUCCGACAAUGAGCUUUCCUCUACGGGAGCAUACCUUCUUGUCUAUGAGAAACGAAAAACCGACAAUUCAUUAGGGCAGAAUACUGAUGGUGGUGGCGCUGCUGCAAGAGCAAGAAAACCUAUCGUAGCGCAAAGUCCCCCAUUACUCAAUUAUCUACAAAAUAUUAUUGAUAUGGAAGCAGCUGAAUUCGCAUCUCUGGAAGCUGAGGCCGCUGCCCUGCGUUCAAAAGCUGCUUUGCAGGCUCAAGAACUUCGGGCCGAACUUGUAGAGGUAUCGAAGCAACUCACAUUCAUCCCAGAAGAUGGAAAGCAACCAUGCUUUGUUGAAACUUCUUUUCUGGUUGCGUGGAUAAGGGCUACUCGAGAGCUCAUAAAAAAAUUAAAUGAAGAACAGGUGACUGUGCACUCUUCUUCCGCUGAAGCUAAACCUAUUGUUGAAGAGACUACGAACUUAUUAGAGAAAAGGUCAAAAAAUCGAAAUCGUAAAUCUGCUGUUAUUGGCUCAGAAGUUCAAAAGGACGGUGCCCAGGAGGAAGAUGAUGAACCAGAUGAUCUUACAAGGUCCAUUCGUUGUCCACACGGGCGAUUAGCACCGGAUGCUACAGGCCUUAAAAUCAUCUCAAAUGACGGAGCUAAGUUACUUAAGGAACUAUGCCAAAAACAUCAGCUGGUAGAAGCAGACCUUUUACGACAACAAGAUGUACCACAAGAGUUGUGUCGUGAAUGUGUCAUUGGUCUGGCUCGCAGAACCUUAUUAGCCGGUCGCCUUGCUGUAGACAAGAAGAAUUUCGGUAAACUUCUUCGCACGAAAGACCAACCAAUGUACUGGAUCAGUAAUCGGGCGUUACAAUCAUGGGACAAAAUGGUAGAGCGACGGCUGACACGAGAGUUGGGUUUACGAACUGAUGACGCAAACGAAGACUUCAACGGAGAACUCCUGUGCGAACACGGUAGCUUAGGGCUAAAAUCUCGCAAACAGAUUCCACAAGACGCGUGGCGUCUUAUUAGGCAAUAUUUUCCUGAUUGCGCGGAGUUUCCGUGCGAUCACCCGGAUUGUGCUUUAUGUAUGGAAGAGUCGGAGGAAGCCCAGGCAGCACAGGCCGAGCGGAAGGACACGGCAGUUGGUUUGCGUGCUCGUCUUAGUGGUCUGAUGAAAGCGCGACGGUCAUUUGAAACUGACAAGCUAAAGGGGCAUCUUUUACAUGCGGAACAAGCUGAUAUCUUGCGAAAGUUCCUGCGUUACCCAAGGGGACCUCGGCCUACCGGCUUCCGAAAUAAACUUCUAUGUCCUCAUGGGGGCACUCUCAUCGAUCAGCCCGUAUUGGUGUCAGGUGGGCUUUUGCCGGAAGAAGUAAUUUUUUUGUCGGACGCAGAAUGGAACUUACUUUGUGAAGAAUUUGCUGUACAUGGUACGGUUGAAGUCACGCGAGAACUUGCUGAACCAAACGAGACAGCGCUUCUAUCUUACGAGCCUGCGGUAUGCGAACCCUGCGUCGCAGAUGUUCGGACAAAAGCCAAGCAGGCUGCCUUGAGCUUCCAGAACGAAUGGGUCACUGUACAAUUGGUUCCGUUAGACGAGCUGUUAACAAAUAAGAUCUUGCCUACAAGAUCGGAACAGGUUCAAGACCAGGCGGAAACAGCUGAGGGUCUUGAACAGAGAUCGAGCGACACGGUAGCGCAGGCAAAACAACCACUUCUUGGUCGUGGUAAACGCGUCAAAGGAAAUCGUCUGGUGCAGAUAAGCUCAGACGAUAAAUUCGUCGACCUCAAAGUCAAGUUAAUGACACUGUUCAAUAUCAGCCCACUGCUUCAAGUAAUCGUUCUUAAUGGUUAUAUGAUUGAGGCCGAGGGCGACGUACUGCUGAAAGAUAUUGGUCUUAAACCCGGCUCGGUAAUCUAUAUCGGGGAGAGGAAUGAAGACGCAGACGAGCCCGACGAUGAUCAGGAGCCUAGUAAAAAACGGACUAAGAAAGUAGAACAUGGCUUCGCGGGCACGAAGCUGAUGGGAUGAAUUUGCGCACACUUCGCGUGCUUUUCGCAAAAUGCUGUCGAAGCAUACUUCAAUAAUGAUCGUGUUAGCGUUAUUUAUAACGCUAAUUUUACUCAAGUUGUACAUUUCUGCUAUUCAAGGUUAUUCAUACACAGACGAUGAGGAAGUAAACGCAGAUUUGCUGCCUUUGUGUAAAGCUACCACUUCUGAGAUUGGACGUGAGCUACGAUGCAAACGGGGAAUUAUGCCGGAAAAAUAUGUAUAUAUGAGCUUAAUCUCGGAGGAGUACAUAUAUGACAAGUGUCUUUUCUGUAGGUAGACCUAAAGAUCUGCCCAAUAAGAAUAUGACGGCAAAAUAAGGUUGUACUCCUGGCUUGCUGUUACUUUGUAAAAAGUUCUCUCGUUGUAUUACUAUUAGUAUUAUUCCUUUUAUUAUUAUUAUAAACAUAUUAUAUCGUGGGCGUAACAUGUUGUCUUCUAAGCGCAGUGGGGUAGAGUUGAUGGAUCUAGAGGGAUAUGAAAACAGGACGUUUAGCACGUCAGAGACAUAGAGGAUCUAACGACGAUUGGAAAUAUAAUUAAGUAAGAAUAAACAUAAAUAUAAAGUUAUACGAGAAUCUA
Varroa destructor (honeybee mite) is the source of this 4648-nucleotide messenger RNA. Its product is annotated as ubiquitin carboxyl-terminal hydrolase 48-like. Lineage: Eukaryota; Metazoa; Arthropoda; Arachnida; Mesostigmata; Varroidae. Gene Ontology annotation, biological process: protein deubiquitination. Gene Ontology annotation, molecular function: cysteine-type deubiquitinase activity. Gene Ontology annotation, cellular component: cytosol; nucleus. The record is from RefSeq and is a predicted model, not a curated record.